This is a messenger RNA of Debaryomyces hansenii CBS767, 1344 nucleotides long. RefSeq lists its product as uncharacterized. The record is from RefSeq and is a predicted model, not a curated record. Gene Ontology annotation, molecular function: antiporter activity. Bases 1 to 1344 code for a protein of 447 amino acids. NCBI's taxonomy places the organism in Eukaryota, Fungi, Ascomycota, Pichiomycetes, Serinales, Debaryomycetaceae. The transcript has a single exon. Gene Ontology annotation, cellular component: endoplasmic reticulum-Golgi intermediate compartment; cis-Golgi network; Golgi apparatus. Gene Ontology annotation, biological process: UDP-glucose transmembrane transport.
AUGCCCAUAAUACCACCAAAUCCAAACGAAAGUGCUAGCUAUAGCAGUUUAUCGCCAUCUAAAAUCAUAUCGAGAAAGCCGUCGUUUAGAGCAGAUAGCUUCGAUAAUCACGAUUCAAAACCACAUAAAGCAAGCAUGACAUCGCCUACAACAUACACACCCACAACUCAUAAAACAAAAACUGUUGAAGCUCUGAUCUAUAUCCUCGGAUGGUACAUUUUUUCAUUAUCCAUUUCCAUAUAUAAUAAGUGGAUGUUUGGGAAUGGGCUUAAUUUUAAAUUUCCAAUAUUGGUUACCUCUUUCCACCAAUUUUGCUUAAUGAUUCUAAGCGGGCUGGUAUUAUGGAUAAAGCCGAAGUUGAGGCCUACGAUAAAUAUGAAGAGCCAUGAUAGUAAUAAUGUCAAUCGAUCUGGUAAUCUGAAUUCGAAAUUCAUAUCUUUUUUGUCUAUUUUCAGAAUUGACUUGUUCACAUAUUUAGAGCAAAUAUUUCCUUGUUCGCUUGCAUCUGCUGGUGACAUUGGGUUAUCCAAUGUAUCAUUCAAGUUCAUUUCUUUAUCGUUAUAUACUAUGUUGAAGGCAUCGUCACUAAUGUUUGUAUUGCUUUUCGGGUUACUUUUUCGUUUGGAAAAAUUUCAUUGGAGAUUAUUGGUCAUCGUCUUAAUAAUGACAGGUUCGGUAAUUAUGAUGGUCAAGAAGCCUCAAAACGUUGGGCUGGUUCUGACUCCAGAAGAUGAUCGCACUAAUUUCGGAAUAUUGUUGGUUCUUGGUGCCUCCAUGAUGUCUGGAUUAAGAUGGUCAUUUACUCAAAUUUUAUUGAAACAUAAUGACUAUACGAACAACUCAAUUUCAACAAUAUUCUACAUUUCACCUUCCAUGUGUUUAACAUUGUUUCUAUUUGGAUUGGGCUUUGAAGGAUGGUCUAACUUUAUUCAAUCCCCUAUCUGGGAAUUACAAGGUGUAUUUGGAACAAUUUUGCUCAUACUUAUACCAGGUAUCUUAGCAUUUAUGAUGACUUUGUGUGAAUUUAAGCUAUUAUCAGUGGCACAAGUUAUUACAUUAUCAAUAGCAGGGAUUUUUAAGGAGCUUUUAACUAUUAUUCUAAGUGCUUUGAUUUUCGGAGACAAGUUGAGUUUUAUUAACUGCUUAGGAUUAUUGAUUACCUUUGUUGAUAUUAUUUGGUACAACUAUUACAGAUUCAAAGAAAACCAAAGCAAAGAAUUAGAGGGAUAUUCAAGCUUAAAUGGCAAGGAUGAAACUGAAGACGACGAAGUGUCAGUUGGCUCGUCAAAAGUGGACAUAAAUUCAAAUUCAAAAGUUGAUAGCAUAGAAAUGAAAAAGUUAUAG